Molecule: messenger RNA, 2095 nt
Organism: Polyodon spathula (Mississippi paddlefish)
Lineage: Eukaryota; Metazoa; Chordata; Actinopteri; Acipenseriformes; Polyodontidae
Product: tumor necrosis factor ligand superfamily member 6-like
Exons: 4
Coding region: 1006-1761 (251 amino acids)
Biological process (GO): positive regulation of canonical NF-kappaB signal transduction; extrinsic apoptotic signaling pathway via death domain receptors; immune response
Cellular component (GO): membrane
Molecular function (GO): tumor necrosis factor receptor binding
Source: RefSeq, a predicted model, not a curated record
ACUCCUACACAAUGAUACAAUGGUGCUGUGUAGCGCAUGCUCUUACACAAUGAUACAAUGGUGCUGUGUACCGCAUGCUUCUACACAACGAUACUGCAUGCUUCUACACAAUGAUACAAUGGUGCUGUGUACCUCAGAGGAUGUGUAAGGGCAGGCUGUGCUAUUACAGACUAAAGGGCCUUGCUGAAGCUUAGCUUUGAGUCUGAUAAAAAGUAAAUCAGAUUUGUGCUAAAUAGUUAACUGCACAUGUACUGGUCUCUUGCUGGGCCCCCAGCAGGUAUAGGAGUACAGCAAGUGACACACAGAUUUAGAACUCAAGGUUAAAGGGAUUUUUAGUGGACCAACUUAACCAGCUCCGAAACCAGCACGAUCAGCAGAAGUCAAUGCUGGUAUUUCCAUAAGGGAUGAGCAAGUUUAACACAAAGCCAGUUCUGAUGAAUUUCGACUGCAACUUCAACCACAGACUGCCAGUUGGACCCAUUACCAGCCUGAAACAGGACCUUUAAAUUAAGAAUCAUCUCUAGGAGCACGAAGGGUGAUCUGUAGCUCUCUACAGCCCUGUAAGCAUGUCCAUCAACACAACGAACAAUGCAGCAAGCUGCGUGUGGAAUUUAGGGGUGGUUACAUUGGUGUAAACCUGGGCUUGCCAUCCAUACCUAUUAGUUGAUACAGACACAAACACCAGUAAAACAGUCUUCUAGGGCUGGCUGAGCGUCUCUCUUGCUCUUUCUGGGGAUAUGAGUCUUGUCCAGUGGCUUGAGUCUCCAGGUUGCGGUAAAUCCAGUAAAGUAAACUUAUAAAAUCAAAGAGCAUGUCUAACCUGAGAUCACAGAGCCUAUCGGAGAGUGUGAGCCAGGCGUGGGAGGAAGCUGUGGGUAUUGAAAUGAGAGCGAGACACGUUCCUCUACAGCAGUGCAGCGCAGAGCAGAGAAGAGGAGGGUUACAGAGUGACUGGACGCACACACAGACACUCGCUGAGGGAUCGUGCCAGGGAGCCUCGUCAAAAUGCAACAGAACCUAAGCUACGUGUAUCCCCAGAUCUUCUUGGUGGACCGCGGGGGGCCAGGGGCUCCUGGCCCAGAGACAGCGGCCCUGCCGGCCUGGCCAGUGCUGCCCCCGCAGCUGAAGCAGGGGAGGGGAGGGAGAGGGGGCUGCACUGCGCUCCUCCUCACCCUGCUGCUCCUCACCAUGGCUGGGCUGGGGCUCGGAGCGUACUACAUCCUGAGACUGCAGCAAGAGCUGACUGAGCUCCGACAGGGUUCCGCAAGUACCAGCACUGGGAACCUGACGCCAGUACUGGAGAAACAAACUGGACUGGCUGUGGAGAAAAAGGAAACGAAGAGAAUGGCCCAUCUAACAGUGAAGAGUACCAGCGGGGGCUCAGAGACCCUGCUUUGGGAGCCCGUCGUGGGCAAGGCCUUCACGGAGGGCAUGGAGUACCGGGACGGAGCGCUGCUCAUCAACGAAACGGGUCAGUACUUCCUGUACUCACGGCUCCUGCUCCGCGGGACGACCUGCCCCUGGGACCGGGCCGUCGUGCACCGGGUGUUCAAGCGCUCGGGACGCUACCCCGCUGCCAUCUCCCUGCUGGAGGACCGCAAGCUCAGCUACUGCUCCGGGGAGCGCAUGUGGACUUCCAGCAGCUACCUGGCGGCUGUCGUGCAGCUGCAGAAAUUCGACCGUGUCUCUGUCAACGUGUCGGAGCCCCAGCUGGUCAGCCUGGAGCCCGCCAACACAUACUUUGGGAUGUAUAAGAUUUAACUGGACUGGAGGAGAGGAGGGUGGUGGUGGUGGGGGGGUGUCUUUGAGCCUGGGAAGCCUGGAGGGAGGCCAUACUUACCAGCAGACAGAGCUGAGGAACCUGGGAGUCUCCAGGUGAGACUGGGUGACCCUGGGUAUGGGUCUCGCUUUAGCCGUUAGUUCAUUGCAUCAUUGCACCCCUGGCAUUUCCUUUGUGAGACGGUGUGGAAGAGGGCUCUGCUCUGUGUUAGGAAGCAUCACAGGGACACAGUCUUUGUGUCGGUGCUGAAUCCAGAACUCACAAUCCAGCUGAUGUUUUCUCUUACCUGCACAGGAGACAGUGAAGGUCACUUCC